AUGACGUUAUUGGGAGUUGAAUUGCAGUUUAUACACAUAUUUAGAGUGACGAUAUUUAUACCUGACAACGACAAAACUCCAGUUUAUGAUGAGCUACAUUUUUUGGAGGCUAAUAUAGUUCGCAACAUUAUUACUCAUCUAAACAUAAAAUAUCAAUAUAUUAUGUUAGAAGCAGUCGAUAGUGUGGUACUCUACGAUCGUUUUUGGAUGUGCUGGAAAUUAGUAGGCAUUGCAACGGAUCAAAACAAGUAUAUUUGCGGUUUAUAUGAUCUCUGCCUAAAUAUAUUUGUUACCAUCUUCUAUCCACUGCACUUAACUAUUGGUUUAUUUAUGGAACCCACAUUGGGUGAUGUAUUCAAGAAUUUAGCCAUUAAUGUCACUUGCAUUGUCUGCAGCCUGAAGCAUUUAUUAUUCCGUUACAAAUUAAAAAAAAUCAGAGCUGUACAAAGUAUUUUGCAUGAACUUGAUCGACGUGUAGUGGCUGCAGAAGAACGUAAAUACUUUAGCGAAGUCCCUAAAGCAAGUGCUUUAUUAGUGGUGAAUGCCUUCUUCACAGCUUACAUAUUCAGUAAUAUAACAGCAAUUGCUGCGACAUUGCUAGCUUCUGAACCGAGACUUAUGUAUCCUGCUUGGUUACCAUUCGAUUGGAGUAGUAAUACAUUUACCUAUUGGGCUGCACUAUUAUACCAGUUCGUUGGUAUAACCAUACAGAUCAUACAGAACUUGGCUAAUGAUAUUUAUGCACCGAUGAGUCUUUGCAUAUUUGCUGGCCACGUGCAUAUGUUGGGUAUGCGUUUGUCCAAACUGGGACACAAUCCAAUAUUAAAACAAGAUGAUGUUAAUAAACAAUUAUUGCAAUGCAUAGAAGAUCAUAAAUUAUUGUUGAAAAUUUUCUAUUUGCUACAAGACACAUUGUCUUUGGCACAAUUGGCGCAGUUCAUUUCAAGUGGUCUGAAUAUAUGCAUUGUUUUGGUGUACUUACUAUUUUUUGCAGAUAACAUUUUUUCUUAUAUAUACUAUUCAGUCUAUUUUGUUUCCAUGACUAUAGAGAUUUUUCCUUGUUGCUACUAUGGCAGUAUCCUACAGGAGGAAUUCGCUAAUUUACCUUAUGCUGUUUUUAAAAGUAACUGGCUUGAAAGUCAACGGAAUUAUCGUCGACACAUGAUCAUCUUUACUGUUUUGGCGCAAAAACAAGUCACCCCGUUGGCUGGAGGGAUUAUUGCCAUACAUUUAAACGCAUUUUUUACGACUUGCAAAAUGGCCUAUUCUCUGUUCGCAGUACUGAGGCAAAAUUAA
Messenger RNA from Teleopsis dalmanni, 1296 nucleotides. RefSeq names its product odorant receptor 33b-like. The record is from RefSeq and is a predicted model, not a curated record. Gene Ontology annotation, molecular function: odorant binding; olfactory receptor activity. Lineage: Eukaryota; Metazoa; Arthropoda; Insecta; Diptera; Diopsidae. Gene Ontology annotation, biological process: detection of chemical stimulus involved in sensory perception of smell; sensory perception of smell. Gene Ontology annotation, cellular component: plasma membrane. Bases 1 to 1296 code for a protein of 431 amino acids. The transcript has 4 exons.